AUGUGGCGAAAAAUCCAAACCGCAAUGCAGCAUGACAGCACCCUUGUUGGCUUUUACAACGAACAGUUUCUAGCGAGACAGCGCGAAGAUCCAAACCUCACAUAUGACCAGUGGCUGGACAUCAAAGUGCGGGAGGAGAUUGAAACGAAGAAAUUUGAAGAGGCCGGUGGAGCCUACGGUCUGGAUGUUGCUGCGCCUUUCCAGAUCCGUGUCGAAGGUAACAUUGCCCAAAAAGUCGCCUUCAAAGAUUGAAG
This is a messenger RNA of Cylicostephanus goldi, 254 nucleotides long. NCBI's taxonomy places the organism in Eukaryota, Metazoa, Nematoda, Chromadorea, Rhabditida, Strongylidae. The record is from the annotation of a GenBank genome assembly.